Colletes gigas is the source of this 677-nucleotide messenger RNA. Its product is annotated as protein anon-73B1. The record is from RefSeq and is a predicted model, not a curated record. Gene Ontology annotation, cellular component: membrane. The transcript has 3 exons. The coding region runs from base 294 to 563 and encodes 89 amino acids. NCBI's taxonomy places the organism in Eukaryota, Metazoa, Arthropoda, Insecta, Hymenoptera, Colletidae.
UAUGGUAUAAAAGUUCUACGAUCGCUGUUGCUUAGGUUAUUGAUUUUUAAUUGUAUGACAUAUGUUUUGAAAAAACAAAAAUAUUUCGAACCGUAUUGUAUGAUGGCUGUUGAGCGACAGUUAUAUCAGUUCUAAAAUUAAAACAUUCAACAUUCAAAGGCUUGAACUAUAUCAUGUUAACUAUGAGUAAACAUUGCCAUACAGAAGACCUGUUUGGCUGCGUUGUAAAAAAAAAAGCAAAAGAGAGAGAGUGAGAGAGAAGCGGAGACUGAUUUCCUUGUACAUAAUGACAAAUGGCAGACACUGAUUCACAAUUAAAACGACUUCUACUUCCAACAGAAGAAACAUUGUUUGAACAGUUAUUACGGUUUGGACUUUAUAUUGGAGCAGUAUUUCAAGUUAUAUGUUUAUUGGCUAUAGUGAUUUAUCAGGCUGGUCCAUCUGAUGGUAUUGCUGCAUUAAAGGAUGAUCCAAGCGAUGUGGAAUGCUCAGAAAACAGUCCUCAAGUUACUCCUAGGAGACCUCAUCGACCACGAAAACAGGAAAAGAAAAAAAGACGUUGAAUUGUGUUUUGUUGCUGUCAAAAAAUAUGCAUUGUCUGCCUGAAAUAUUAUUUUUAAUUAGCACUAUUUAUGAAAUUUCUUCUAUGUGAAAUUUUUUGUAAUAAUUUAAUUGAU